Messenger RNA from Caenorhabditis angaria, 1255 nucleotides. The record is from the annotation of a GenBank genome assembly. Lineage: Eukaryota; Metazoa; Nematoda; Chromadorea; Rhabditida; Rhabditidae.
AUGAUCAAUGACGGAUUUCCAAUCGCAAUUUCAUCAAUUUUCAAGCUCGGAAAAACUGGAAAAGUGUUGGAUCAAAGGAAUCGUUUUGAUUUUUCGAGAUUCCUCUCGCAUUCGGUAGGAAAAUCCUUAGAAGCUUCUUCUAGAAGUAUUUUUCAGUGCGAUCCGAACUGCAAAAUCAAUUUGAACAACUCGCAUCAAUUCGAAAUUGAUGGGAAAAUUGUGCCAGGAUUGAUUGUGACUAAUUGCGAAGUUUUGGAUGUGGGAAAGAAAAAAAACUGAAAAAAAAUUUAAUAAAACUUUUUGUUUACAGGAACAUGGAGAAGUUUUGACAGUGGAUUUUUUCAAAAAUUUCAAAUCUGAAGUUGACAAAUUCUUCGCUCCAAUUCGCGAUCCACUUAUUGAAGAGGAAAAUGGUCGAAUGGCAUAUUUGAUUGAGAAUAAAAUUGAUUUUGUGCAUUGUAAUUGUGGAGCUGAUAAUUGCCGUCAAGUUAGUGCAAGUUCUCAAUCUGCUGAAAACAAUUUUGCAGAGUUAUGACGUGGCAAAGUUUUGGAAUAGCAUUUUUCAUCGGAUUGGGAAGGUUUUUAUGAAAAAUAUGAAAUUUGAUUUUGAAAUUUUGAGUUUUUAAUGAAAAUUACUUUUCUGAACAAAAAUCCGAGUUUCAAAUUUAAUUUCGCGGCAAAAAUGCAAACUCACUCUCAAAUUUUAGAAGAAAAUGGAAAUUUUAAAAUCGAAUUUGUGGCGGGAAAUAUGAAUUUCGAAUUUGGUAUGAAAAAACACGUGUUUUUUUCAAAUUCGAAAUUCAUAUUUCCCGCCAAAAUUUGAACCAGGAAAUUUUAAAAUUUUCAUUUUCUUCUAAAAUUUGAGAGUGAGUUUGCAUUUUUUCCGCGAAAUUAAAUUUGAAACUCGGAUUUUUGUUCAGAAAAGUAAUUUUGAUUGAAAACUCAAAAUUACAAAAUCAAAUUUGAAUUUUUCAUGAAAAUUUUCCCAAUACGAUAAAAAUGCUAUUCCAAACUUUGCCACGUCAUAACUCUGCAAAAUCGUUUUCAGCGGGUCGAAAACUACUAGAAAAAUUUUUUUUUAUUUAAAAAAAUUUCAGAUUCUCUUCAUUGAUACUCAAAUGAUCGGAAAACCUGAAAACGAUCGAAAAACUGUUUACAAUAAUGUGAGUUUUCCCUGAAUUUAAUUAAUUAAUUAAAAAUAUAUUUUUUGUAGAUUCCUCACAAUACUCGAUUCAAAGGAACAAUUCUUUUUUAA